GUGUAAUCCAGAGAAAAAUUUUUAGACAUCUUUGAUUAUAUUUGACACUGAGCAGUCAGGGGAUUCAGGCAUAUGAGGAGGUACUGUCACACAAAACAGUGUCUAGUGAAGACGACAAGAAAGAGAGAAAAGGAUCGGAAAAAGAAGCUAAAAUAUCAAAGGAAACCAUGAGAUCUAUUAGAUCUUUUGCCAAUGACGAUCGCCAUGUUAUGGUGAAACAUUCAACAAUCUAUCCAUCUCCAGAGGAACUUGAAGCUGUUCAAAAUAUGGUGUCUACUGUUGAAUGUGCUCUUAAACAUGUCUCCGAUUGGCUGGACGAAACAAAUAAAGGCCCAAAAACUGAGGGGGAGACAGAAGUAAAGAAAGAUGAGGCUGUGGAAAACUAUUCCAAGGAUCAGGGUGGCCGGACAUUGUGUGGUGUCAUGAGGAUUGGCUUAGUUGCAAAAGGCUUGCUGAUUAAAGAUGAUAUGGACCUGGAGCUGGUUUUAAUGUGCAAAGACAAACCCACGGAAACCCUGCUAAACACAGUCAAAGACAACCUUCCUAUUCAGAUUCAGAAACUGACAGAAGAGAAAUACCAAGUGGAACAAUGUAUAAGUGAAGCUUCCAUUGUAAUUCGGAACACAAAAGAGCCCACACUGACUUUGAAGGUGAUACUUACUUCCCCUUUAAUUAGGGACGAAAUGGAGAAGAAGGAUGGAGAAAAUAUUAUGAUGAAAGAUCCUCCGGACUUACUGGACAGGCAGAAAUGUCUGAAUGCCUUGGCUUCUCUUCGACAUGCAAAAUGGUUUCAGGCAAGGGCAAAUGGAUUAAAAUCGUGUGUUAUUGUCCUCCGCAUUCUACGUGAUUUGUGCAACAGAGUACCCACAUGGGCACCAUUGAAAGGAUGGCCACUAGAGCUUAUAUGUGAAAAGUCUAUAGGUACUUGUAAUAGACCUUUGGGCGCUGGGGAGGCCUUGAGACGAGUAAUGGAGUGUUUGGCAUCUGGAAUACUACUUCCUGGGGGUCCUGGCCUUCAUGAUCCUUGUGAGCGAGACCCAACAGAUGCUCUGAGCUACAUGACCACUCAGCAAAAAGAAGAAAUCACUCAUAGUGCACAGCAUGCACUUAGACUAUCAGCCUUUGGCCAGAUUUAUAAAGUGCUGGAGAUGGACCCCCUUCCGUCUAGUAAGCCUUUUCAGAAGUAUUCCUGGUCGGUUACUGAUAAAGAAGGUGCUGGGUCUUCAGCUCUAAAGAGGCCAUUUGAAGAUGGAUUAGGGGAUGAUAAAGAUCCCAAUAAGAAGAUGAAACGAAACUUAAGGAAAAUUCUGGACAGUAAAGCAAUAGACCUUAUGAAUGCACUAAUGAGGUUAAAUCAAAUCAGGCCUGGGCUUCAAUAUAAGCUUUUGUCACAGUCUGGCCCAGUCCAUGCCCCAGUCUUUACAAUGUCUGUAGAUGUGGAUGGCACAACAUAUGAAGCCUCAGGACCAUCCAAGAAAACAGCAAAACUUCACGUAGCAGUGAAGGUUUUACAAGCAAUGGGAUACCCAACAGGGUUUGAUGCAGAUAUUGAAUGUAUGAGCUCCGAUGAAAAAUCAGAUAAUGAAAGCAAAAAUGAAACAGUGUCUUCAAACUCAAGCAAUAAUACUGGAAAUUCUACAACUGAGACCUCCAGCACCUUAGAGGUAAGAACUCAGGGUCCUAUCCUUACAGCAAGUGGCAAAAACCCUGUAAUGGAGCUCAAUGAAAAAAGGAGAGGCCUCAAGUAUGAACUCAUCUCAGAGACUGGUGGAAGCCAUGACAAGCGCUUUGUAAUGGAGGUAGAAGUAGAUGGACAGAAAUUUAGAGGUGCAGGUCCAAACAAGAAAGUGGCCAAGGCAAGUGCAGCACUAGCUGCCCUGGAGAAGCUGUUUUCUGGACCCAAUGCAGCAAAUAAUAAGAAAAAAAAGAUCAUUCCUCAGGCAAAGGGUGUUGUGAAUACAGCAGUAUCUGCAGCAGUUCAGGCAGUUCGGGGCAGAGGAAGAGGAACUCUGACAAGGGGAGCUUUCGUUGGGGCUACAGCUGCUCCUGGCUAUAUAGCACCAGGCUAUGGAACACCAUACGGCUAUAGCACUGCUGCCCCUGCAUAUGGUUAAUACUUUUAAGCAGUUUUCAGCACGUUUAUCUCACUUUAUUCUCGUUCUCCUCGGACCUCCGUAGCCAUAUCACUUGUAUAAGAUAGGCUGAGAUAUAGUGACUGUAAGCUGUGAUCUCAGUACACAAAGGUAAGCUCUUUUAUUUUCUGAUUAAAGAAAAAAUAACCAAUUAACACAACCUGCAUAUAUGACAAUCAUAUGAUGUAUUUGAUCUCUUAGGUCUUAUGUCACUGCAUUAACUUUACAUUUUUAUGGUCUAAAUGUAAAAUAGUAAUUUUCAGCAUUUGUUUUAAUACUCUUGUAAAUGCUUUUUAUUCAAGAGAAACAUUUCACAUUCACUGACUCAAGUGUAUGUGGGUAGAAACUUGGGAUAUAAUGUAUAUGUAAAUUAUACACACAGAGGCACUUGUUUGAAUAUAGUAAUUCGGUGGUAGGAACACUUUAAGAAGAAUUACAAUGGCGGGGCACUCUGUUGGCCAAGGAGCUGGGAUUUGAGGAGCAGUAACACUAGAGCAGUGCUGUAGGAUUCAUUUGUGCAGUUCCUACACAGGCUGAGAGCGGAAGUGCCAAUCUCUCCAGAGGAGAACCUUCUCUGACCUGUGCUGCAUGUCCCAAUACAGCAACAGCAAGAAGCCAUUAACAACAACAGCAAUAGAAAAAAAUAAAACAGACAAAACUAUUAACUGUGAGAAAUAUGUGUAACUGGUUGAGUUAAGCUAAUUAUUUGCAGAAUCAACUUGAGCAAGACUCAGAAAGGUGAUACUGAGUCCACAGAAACUAAAUCGACUUAAGGAAUUUGUCUGUCAUUCUAAGUUAGGUAGUAACUAGAGUAUUAUUUCUCACUAUAUUCAGUCAUUGACAGUUCAUUUCAAGGAAGUAAGGUUAGGUCAGAUCUUUAAUAAGGAUUUGUUUCAUUUAGUAUACCCCAUAAAUAUACCACACUAUGUUAGAUGUUUGUGUUCAAGCUGUAUUUAUACAGAUAGAUACAUACAAAUAAAUUUGAUGUUUUACAGUUA
This is a messenger RNA of Mesocricetus auratus (golden hamster), 3130 nucleotides long. RefSeq names its product spermatid perinuclear RNA binding protein (gene Strbp). The record is from RefSeq and is a predicted model, not a curated record. The transcript is spliced from 17 exons. Lineage: Eukaryota; Metazoa; Chordata; Mammalia; Rodentia; Cricetidae. Gene Ontology annotation, molecular function: single-stranded RNA binding; double-stranded RNA binding. Gene Ontology annotation, cellular component: precatalytic spliceosome. Bases 168 to 2114 code for a protein of 648 amino acids.